CUUUAGCUACUUUUAAUUAUGUGCAAACUAUACAACGUCAAAUCUGACUAACGCUAUGAGACCGGCAUUGAACAGGACGAAAUCCACUGUUGCGGAUUUGAAGACCCAAUUAAAUGAAAGAACGAAUGAAAUUGUUGACAUUAGUCAAAUGCCGACCUCUUGUGAAGAUCUUGAACAAAUGGGACAAAAAGUUAGCGGAUUCUUUUUGGUGAAAGGAUCAACGAAGUUAGAAGCUGUCUACUGCAACUUUUAUCCCAAUGAAAAUGACAAACAAAAAUUGAUCGGAUACGUCGACGUCAAAUCACAUCCCGUCCAUUUCUACGUCCAGAGAAGUACUGCAUUCGACACAUUAAAAACUCCGAUUACUUUCGAUUUGACGCGGCUGAACGAGGGACACUCUAUGGAAUUAAAAAAUGGGAAAUUCACGGCACAGCGGCCAGGAAUUUAUUUCUUCUCAUUCACGGCUCUGGCGGAGUUUCCAGCUUCAUCAUCUGCUGUGCAUUUAGAUGUUGGUCUUUAUUUGAACAAGGUUUGGGUCGGGACGGGUUUGGUAGAAGAGACAAACACUGUCGAAGGUCAAAACGAACAAGUGAGCAUUCAGUCGACACUGAAGUUGAAAAAGGACGAUGAAGUCUGGGUGCAGAUCGAUUCCUUGUCAGAAGGGGUGCAGUUGUUAGACAGUAAUAACCAUCACACUCAUUUCAUCGGCUUCAUGUUGGAUGAGAAAUUUUCCGAAUCCCUUUGAGUGUUGAUCAUCCGAAAUCGGCAUAAUGAUAACUAUUUUUUUUCAUUGCAUUAUCCAUCAUGGGUGGAUGAAAGGCAAUUUCAUUCGACUCUAAUUUAUUUUAAAAGGAUUAAAAUUUCUCCACAGAAAUUUCUAGGUGUAUGCAAAUAAAAUUUCUGA
Daphnia pulicaria is the source of this 904-nucleotide messenger RNA. Its product is annotated as collagen alpha-1(X) chain-like. The record is from RefSeq and is a predicted model, not a curated record. The transcript is spliced from 3 exons. Bases 56 to 745 code for a protein of 229 amino acids. Gene Ontology annotation, molecular function: protein binding. NCBI's taxonomy places the organism in Eukaryota, Metazoa, Arthropoda, Branchiopoda, Diplostraca, Daphniidae.